This is a messenger RNA of Seminavis robusta, 2256 nucleotides long. Lineage: Eukaryota; Bacillariophyta; Bacillariophyceae; Naviculales; Naviculaceae. The record is from the annotation of a GenBank genome assembly.
UGACUUCUUCAACUGUUCACCGGUACCAACGACUUGUUACAAGUCGGAGUCGAGUCGAGCCUCUCAUUUAUUUGCACAUGCAGUCAUCGUCCCGUUGUUGACGCUCCGAUUGAUUCUGACGCUGCCGCCAAAUCCCAAAGCAAGACACAAGCACUCCUCCCUCCAAGAAGAAAGAAACCAAUUCCUUAUUACCACCAUUAUCACCAUUAUCAAGGCCACUUCCAAGUCUAUCGGUAUUCGUUUGGGUUAUCUUAUUCUUUCUGUCAAUCCCAUCUCGCUCAGAAAAAAGAAGCAUCCUCCGUUAUCAACCAACUGACAACUUGGAGAUUGAAUCAUUGGCUUGCUUGGGCUCGAGCUUGUGUAUACCAAAACCUAAUUUGUGCGAGAUAUCUUUUAACGUUCGCCAAAAACUGUCACAUACACCAUGACCAAGGGAAUCAGCCACGAUCGUCCUGUCACUAUUACCAAGCAAAUCACUCAUGAUCAUCCUCAUGUCACUAAUAAGGACAAGGACAACAAGCCGCAUGAGUAUACCCCGCAGACGACCCGCAUCAACGACAACAACUUUCGUCCGCUCUUCCGGAACUGCUUGGACCGUUUGUCUGCUUCCAAUCCACACGCUUGUGAUCAUGUCUCUGACUGGGAUGUUUCGGGCUUGACCAAUUGCAGCCAUUUCUUUUGGAAGCCAACCUAUGAUGGCAUGAGUGAUUGGAUGCUCAUGAGUCCAGGCGCCGAACUAUUCAAUGUCGAUAUCAGUCGUUGGCAACUCACUUCCUGUACGACAUUCAAAGGAAUGUUCUUGGGAGCGUCACAGUUCAAUCAGCCACUUCAGAAUUGGGAUACCUCCAAAGUCACGGAUAUGAGUCAAAUGUUCCAAGGCGCACAAGCAUUUGACCAGGAUUUGUCCUCUUUUCAAACGGACCGGGUCACGGACAUGUCCUCCAUGUUUCGCUAUGCCUCGGAAUUUCAAGGACUCGGGCUCGACACGUGGAAUGUUUCCAGUGUCCAAACCAUGGAGAGUACCUUUCAGGAUGCCAGCAGUGUAGAAGCCAAUGGGAUUGGGGCGUGGAAUGUAUCGAGUGUGCGCUCUUUCCAAUCCAUGUUUGAAGGAACCGUCAGCUUUAAUCAGCCCAUUGGGAACUGGGAUGUGGGAGCGGCGACCAGUCUCAAAAGCAUGUUUCGGAACGCCCAUUCGUUCAAUCAGGGAUUGACCUCUUGGGAUAUCCACCAUGUCACGGAGUUUACGGGGAUCUUUCACAAUGCCAAAUCCUACAGUCAAUCGCUCUGUUGGGGCGAUUAUUUGAAUUCCAAUGUCACACGAAAACAACAAGUGCUGGAAGGAACCUUUGGAAAUGUCAAACUAUCCUGCACUGGCAUGAACACACACACGCAACGAACCAAAUGGAUCCUGGGAACUCUCAUGGCACUUGUUUCAUGUUGCCUCAUCGUCUGUGUAAUAUUUUACCGUUGGAUGCACUCGUCGGCUCCACUAGACUCCAACAACAACAACAAACUCGAACAGAAACAUUCCAUUCAAUCUGCCAUGAAGAGGAGGAGAAAGAGAUUCAAGAAGCGAGGCCAAGAGGAUGAAGAAAGCGGCGAAGAAGAGAUUCUGUUUGACGAGGAAAAUGAUGACAAAACUGCCGUGUUUCCUAGUUUCGAAGAAGACGAGAACGACGAGAGAUCUCAGCAUAGCGACUGUGUUUCCUUUGUGGACGAAACAGACAUGCCAAAGCGCUCUCACAAAACAAAAUCACAAUUCACUCUUGGUGAUUUGAUGUUCCUUGACGGUGAUGCCUGGAAUGAAAUGAUGGGUCGAAUCAGAGGACAGACUAAGAGCUACAAUUACGAAGAUGAUGAUGAUUGCAAGACUGGUACAUGGUGUUGAUCCCCUUCUCAUGGCUUUGUUGCUGCAGUAUUAAAGGGGACGUGAGUUCUGGGGUGCACCGCCGCAGUUGGGCGUGUUUGCUUGGUUUGGUAUUUACUUUCUUGCAAGGUUUCUUUGGUAAUUGAGGUGGCUCGUUUUCUAGCUAGCCAGCUGGUUUCCUUUGAAGGUUGUGGUACAUGUUACAGUAGGUAGCGGGUAGCAAUCAGUAUUGCAUGGGUUUUGUCAGUGCGCAUUUUAAAAUAAAUAGACUCCGUUGAUUAGCUGGAGCAGACCCCGCAGCAUCGGAUACACCUUCAUGGUGAAGUGGGGUAAGAAAGGCGACUUCACGAAAUUCAACCUUUCGGUUUUCUGCCCAAUUUGACUAACUA